AUGGAAAACCUCACCAUCUUAACCCUCGCGCACAACCUCAGCAGCAGCAGCAGCAGCAGCAACUCCUCCCUCCCCCCCACAGCUCUCACGGCAGACCUCGCGCACUACCGCGACCACUUCUCCAAACUCCGCUUCUCCUACCUCGAACAAGUCACCAAAGAACGCUUCCUACGCGCCAUCGUCGCCGACCCACCGGAAUUCGCAGAUGCGGCUGAGAAUUCAGAGUUGGAAGGGAAGAUUGUGCGGGAUAAAGCCGUGUUGAAGGCUAAGAAGGAGGAGGUGAGGGGCAUGUGUGGGGAGUUGGAGGAGCAGGGUCGUUUGCUUGCUGGACGUUACGAACAGCUAGAACUCCGACAAACGCUCCUAGCAACUUUACCGGAACAAAUCACAGAAUUAGAACGCACGAUCCAGACGCUUCGAUUCCAGGAAAGCGAACAGAAGAAUCCCCGUUCCGAGGAACCGGAUUGUAAUCUCCCGCUCCCGGCGAGUAAGGAUCUGUUGCAGCAGCGAGAGCAAGAACUCACGAGUUUGGAAUUGGAGAUUCAGAGAUUGGAAGCUGCGUUGCCGGCGCAAAAAGCUGAGGUAAAGAGGUUGAGGGAUGAAUUGGCUCCUGUGCAGUUGAGGAAAAUUAAAGCGACGGAGGAGGCUGAGGAUGCGAGGAGGAGGAGAGCAGAGGGGGGUGGGGAUGAAUUGGAGGAGAGGGGGAGGUGGUUGAGAGGGGUUGAGGGUACUUUGAAGGCUGCUUUGGAGGUUUAG
Molecule: messenger RNA, 756 nt
Organism: Ramularia collo-cygni
Lineage: Eukaryota; Fungi; Ascomycota; Dothideomycetes; Mycosphaerellales; Mycosphaerellaceae
Exons: 2
Coding region: 1-756 (251 amino acids)
Biological process (GO): attachment of mitotic spindle microtubules to kinetochore; kinetochore assembly; protein localization to kinetochore
Cellular component (GO): kinetochore
Source: RefSeq, a predicted model, not a curated record